AUGUCCGCCUUCGCAGAUGGGACGGCAGGCCAACGCGCUCGUGGUGGCGGAAAGCGCAACGGCGGCAGGGCUGCCGUGGCCAAGGGCGGUCCCUCGGGCAGGCAGUCGCAGGAUGCGGAUGGAGGCGACGAGGGGGAUCAUGCCGAGCCGGAAGCUCGUGGUGGCGGAAAGCGCACCGGCGGCAGGGCUGCCGCGACCAAGGGCGGUCCCUCGGGCUCGCAUGAUGCGGAUGGUGGCGACGAGAAGGAUCAUGCCGAGCCGGAAGCUCGUGGUGGCGGCAUACGCAACGGCGGCAGGGCUGCCGCGGCUAAGGGCGGUCCCACGGGCAGGCAGUCGGAGGAUGCAGAUGGUGGCGACGAGGGGGAUCAUGCCAAGCCGGAAGCUCGUGGUGGCGGCAUGCGCAACGGCGGUAGGGCUGCCGCGGCCAAGGCCGGUCCCUCGGGCUCACAGGAUGCGGAUGGUGGCGACGAGAAGGAUCAUGCCGAGCCGGAAGCUCGUGGUGGCGGCAUGCGCAACGGCGGCAGGGCUGCCGCGGCUAAGGGCGGUCCCUCGGGCAGGCAGUCGCAGGAUGCGGAUGGUGGCGACGAGAAGGAUCAUGCCGUGCCUGCAUGCCGUGGCGUUAACGAUCAUGAUGAGGACGAGCCAGCAGCUGUGACUGAUGGGAAAGGUGGACGUGAAGCUGUGAUUCCCUACCAACGGCGCAAGGCUGUGGAUCCGGGCAGUUGCGACCAUAAGGCGAGACAAGCUCGGCACGGCCCCAAUGUGCACGUUUCGAGCUCGUCUGGUUCCGAGGAAGAUUCGAGCGACAGUGAGUCGGGCAGCUCAUCCGGGAGUGAGGAGGUAUACGAGGACGAGGUUGAGGAGGAGGAGGACGAGGAUGAUGAGGAGUUGGAGCCGGAGAGCGAGAAUGGGGAGGAGGCUCGGCCUUUGAAGAGGAGGAGUGUGCGGAAGCUCAAGAAGGGCAACGCUAAGCAAAAAUCGGAGAGGGGACGGGUGAAGAUCUGUAAACAGAGUGUGCGUCGUGCCAAACCACAUGGCAAGCGCCAGAGACCUCGAUUCGAAGCUAAAAUAGUGGGUGUGCGUAGCAAGGCGAAGCGGGAGUUGAAUUUUUACGAAUCAAUGGGGAUACGAUGUCCAUCAAACUCUCAUGAACGGCAAGCCGCGGACCCGUACGCUGCGUUACGCGAUCCGAUGGGUUCGGCUGGGAAGGGAGAUCAGAUGGAUUGGGGGUCAGCGCGGUUUGGCAAAGAAGCGACGGACCCGCCCCCCAACCAUAUGGGGGGUCGCGCGGUUCAUGUGAAGAACGAGGGGGCAGCGAAGCGGCACGAACCCUCGGUAGCUCCAGCAGCGAAUGACGGUGUGGGAGGAGGUGUGUGGGCGAAUGCCUUGGGUGAAUGUGGCGGCGGUGUGGAAGGAGCAACAUAG
Messenger RNA from Closterium sp. NIES-65, 1425 nucleotides. The record is from the annotation of a GenBank genome assembly. NCBI's taxonomy places the organism in Eukaryota, Viridiplantae, Streptophyta, Zygnematophyceae, Desmidiales, Closteriaceae.